Molecule: messenger RNA, 1509 nt
Organism: Helianthus annuus (common sunflower)
Lineage: Eukaryota; Viridiplantae; Streptophyta; Magnoliopsida; Asterales; Asteraceae
Product: diaminopimelate epimerase, chloroplastic
Exons: 10
Coding region: 122-1267 (381 amino acids)
Cellular component (GO): cytoplasm; cytosol
Molecular function (GO): diaminopimelate epimerase activity
Source: RefSeq, a predicted model, not a curated record
UACUGUGACACUGUCCACUGAUACAAACGUAACCCUUCAACCAAAAAAAAAGUCAAUCGCCGCCGCACACAACCUUCCAGUCACAACCGCCGCCGCACCAACCACCGUAUCCGUCACGACAAUGUCCAUCGCCGCCAUCGUUUCACCUCCUCUUCUUCGAUCACUUCCCGCCACUUCUCCGUCAUCAUUCCCCCUCACCUAUUCCUUAAAACCCUUGUCUUUCUCCCUCCAAUUAAACGUUUCUCCUCUCCGAAACCCUAAUUUCCAAUUCACUGUUUCCGCAAUGAGCGUAACCGCUCAGGAAAACCUCUCUCCGACAUCAUUCCUUGACAAUAAAGAAACCGGAUUUCUUCAUUUCGUCAAGUAUCAGGGCCUCGGUAACGACUUUAUCAUGGUUAAUAAUCUUGAUUCGAUGGAGCCGAAAGUGACUCCGGAGCAAGCUGUUAAGUUGUGUGAUAGGAACUUUGGCAUUGGAGCAGAUGGAGUGAUAUUUGCAAUGCCUGGAUGCAAUGGGACUGAUUACACUAUGAGGAUAUUUAAUUCAGAUGGUAGCGAGCCGGAGAUGUGCGGUAAUGGAGUUCGUUGUUUUGCAAAGUUUAUUUCAGAUCUCAACAACUUGAAUGGAAGGCAAAGUUUUACUGUUCAUACUGGUGCUGGAUUGAUCAUACCUGAGAUACAACCUGAUGGGAAGCGUCAACUGUAUCGAGCAUUACCUGGAAGGCUGGAACUGGAAGCAAAAACGUAUUAUUUCAAUGUUAAAGUUGACAUGGGUGAGCCGGUACUGAAGGCCUCAGAUAUUCCCACUAAAAUACCACCAAAUAAAAACGAAUCUGUUGUGAAAGCACAAAUUGAGGUUGAUGGAGUUAACUGGAACGUGACAUGUGUCAGUAUGGGAAAUCCUCAUUGUGUCACUUUCGGCACUGAAAACCAGAAUUUGGUGGUUGAUGAAAUAAAUUUGGCUGAUAUCGGGCCUAAGUUUGAACAUCACACACUAUUCCCUGCUCGAACCAACACAGAAUUUGUGCAAGUGUUCUCUCGUUCACAUCUAAAAAUGCGUGUUUGGGAGCGUGGUGCUGGAGCGACUUUAGCCUGUGGGACUGGAGCAUGUGCGGUAGUUGUUGCUGCGAUCCUUGAGGGUCGUUCUGAGAGAAAUUGUACUGUUGAUUUACCCGGUGGGCCGUUGGAAAUAGAAUGGAGAGAGGAAGAUAACCACGUGUACAUGACCGGUCCAGCAGAAGUAGUGUUCUAUGGAUCUGUUCAGCUUUAGAUUUCUUAACAAUUCCAUAAGGAUUUUCAAGAUUUGUGGCAUGUGUUUUGUAUUAUGGUCGGUUGGUGGGUGUAGACCUGUCAACUUUUAACCAAUUGCAUAAAACAUGGUAGGUUUCUGUAGAAUUUGAUACAUUCUGGGUGUAAUUGGGCCAUGAUUGGUACUAUGUUAUGAUGGGAAGAGUGUAAUGGACGGUGGCUUGCUACUUGCCAUGACCACUAAUUCCCAAUCGUUUUCACAGC